This is a messenger RNA of Hemicordylus capensis (graceful crag lizard), 3504 nucleotides long. RefSeq names its product sirtuin 6 (gene SIRT6). Lineage: Eukaryota; Metazoa; Chordata; Lepidosauria; Squamata; Cordylidae. The record is from RefSeq and is a predicted model, not a curated record. The transcript has 8 exons. Gene Ontology annotation, molecular function: NAD+ binding. The coding region runs from base 200 to 1249 and encodes 349 amino acids.
GCUACCUUCUUCCCCCUGAAUUAGCCUUUCUUCGGGUGGGGCGGGCGGAUGAUGGCGGCCGCCGUCGCCACAGGGCCGGACUUUGGUGCUCCGCGUGCGCAGAAAAGCUUUCCCUUCCCUUUUCCAAACGACUUCCGCCCUCACCGGAAAGAGUCGAAGAAGAAAACUUUAUCGACAAAAGGGAGAGCGGGCGAGGGGAAUGUCGGUGAAUUACGCGGCCGGGCUCUCGCCUUACUCGGACAAGGGCAAGUGCGGCCUCCCGGAGUUUUUUGACCCACCAGAUGAGCUGGAGAGGAAAAUUUGUGAGUUGGCCAACUUGAUCCGAAAUGCAUCCAACGUGGUAUUCCACACUGGGGCUGGAAUCAGCACGGCUUCGGGGAUCCCAGACUUCAGAGGCCCCAAUGGCGUGUGGACCAUGGAGGAGCGGGGCUUGGCCCCCAGGUUUGACACCACAUUUGAGAACGCACGGCCAUCGAAGACCCACAUGGCCCUCCUGGAGCUCCAGAGAGCUGGCAUUCUGCGAUUCUUGGUCAGCCAGAAUGUGGACGGGCUCCACGUACGCUCCGGCUUCCCCAGGGACAAGCUGGCCGAGUUGCAUGGGAACAUGUUUGUGGAGGAAUGCACGAAGUGUGGCAAGCAAUACGUGAGGGACACAGUGGUGGGCACCAUGGGCCUCAAGCCAACGGGCCGGCUGUGCGAUGUCUCCAAGUGCAGAGGCCUUCGGUCCUGCAGAGGGAAGCUCAUGGACACCAUCUUGGACUGGGAAGAUUCCCUGCCUGAUCGGGACCUGAAUCUGUCCAGCGAAGCCAGCAGGAGAGCUGACCUGUCGGUCACCUUGGGGACCUCCCUGCAGAUCAAGCCCAGUGGCGACCUCCCUCUGCUGACCAAGAAGAAAGGAGGGAAGCUGGUGAUUGUCAACCUGCAGCCAACCAAGCACGACAAGCACGCCGACCUGCGAAUCCAUGGUUACGUGGACGACGUCAUGACAAGGCUCAUGAAGCACCUCGGCCUUGAAAUCCCUGAAUGGACGGGCCCGGUGGUGGUGGAGAGUGCCGAGCUUCUUGAGCCCAAACCGCUGGCGAAGCCCCGCACAGACUUUAAGUUCCUGAGCAAGGAGGAGCCCCCCUCACUCUGCAACGGUGCUGGGCAGGACCCAGACCACGGCGCUGGUCGGCCGCAGGAAUCCUGUGCACAGGAGAGCAACCCUGUCACAGCCAAGCGGGUCAAGAUGGAGCCGCUGACUACCUGAUCGUCCAUCUGUGCGUGUCUGUAUGUCUGUGUGUGUCUUAGGAACUUGGUUGUCGUUUGUGUUUAUACGACUUUUUAAAAUGGUAUUCCCUCCUGCCCUUGUUUGGUGUGGAGUCUUUCCACAGAAGGCAAGUCACCUUUCAGAGUCUGGUUUACACAUGAAGGCAAGUCACCUUUCAGAGUCUGGUUUACACAUCACCCAACAACUGCAGCAUGAAUUGGUGGCCUUGCACGUGGGCCGUUUGAGGCCCUGGCAGAGCUUUCAUAUCACCUCCUCCAGAGAGAACGGACAUGGCGUCGUGGCUAAGAAACCCACCUCCAGUUCUGUCUGAACCGACUUCCCCAGUUCAGAUCUCUGCUGUGAAUUCAUUAUGUGGCCUUUAGACCAGCUGCUCCCCGUCAGUCUUUCCCCAUCUGUAAUAUCGGGAUAAUACUGAUCUAUUUGAAGUAAUUGUGGUAUGGCUUACAAGAAGAUCAUACAGUGAAUCAUCAAACAUUCGGAAGCACUAUACAAAUGCAAAACUUUAUUAUCAGUCCUCAGUCUCUGUUAUUAGAACGGGCGUUGCUGAAGGAGAACCAGCCUGGCUUCUACAAGGGCAAGUCUUGCCUCACUUGCCUUCUGGGAGUUCUUUGAGAGCCUCAAGAGUCCUGCGGAUAAAGGUGAACCAGUUGACAUCGUAUACUUCAACUUUCGAAAAGCUUUUGAUAGAGUUCCCCACCAAAGCCUCUUGAAUACCCCUAGCAGUCAUGGGAUAAGGGGCCAGGUUCAUGUGUGGAUCAGUAACUGGUUGGAAGGACAGGAAACCGAGGGUAGGAAUAAAUUGACAGUUUUCACAAUGGAGGGAGAUAAGAAGUGGGGUCCCCCAAGGAAAUUGAACCCCUGCCAAUUAUGCAGAUGGCAUAAUUUAGGGUAGUGAAAUCCAAAACAGAUUGUGAGGAUCUCCAAAAGGAUUGCUCCAAACUGGGUGACAAAAUGGCAAAUGUGGUUCAGUGUAAGCAAGUGUAAAGUGAUGCAUAUUGGGGCAAAACCCCCAGCUUCACAUAUACACUGAUGGGGGUCUGAGCUGUCAGUGACUGACCAGGAGAGAGAUCUUGGGAUCGUGGUGAACAUCUCGUUGAAAGUGUUGGUGUGUGGCAGCUGUGAAAAAGGCUAAUUCUAUGCUAGGAAUCAUUAGGAAGGGGAUUGAAAAUAAAAAUACUAAUAUUAUAAUGCCCUUACACAAAUCUAUGGUGUGGUCACAUCUGGAGUACUGUGUGCAGUUCUGGUCACCGUAUCUUAAGAAGGACAUUGUAGAACUGGAGAAGGUGCAGAAGAGGGCAGCCAAGAUGAUCACGGGCCUGGAGCACCCUCCUGAUGAGGCAAGGCUACAGAAUCUGGGGCUCUUUAGUUUGGAAAAGAGGUGAUUACAGGGAGACAUUAUUGAGGUGUAUAAAAUUACGCAUGAAGUAGAGAGAGUGGACAGAGAAAUGUUUCUCCCUUUCUCGCAACACUAGAACCAGAAGUCAUUCCAUGAAAAUGAAGGCCGGGAAAUUUUGGACCAACAAAAGCAAGUAAUUUUUUUCCACACAGCAAAUAAUCUCUGGAAUUCUCUGCCAUGGGAUGUGGUGAUGGCCACUAGCUUUGAUGGUUUAAGAGGAGCUUAGACAAAUUCAUGGAAGACAGGUCUAUCAGUGGCUAUGUGUCCUGAUGACUACUGUCUACUUCCAGGCUUAGAGGCAAGAUGCUUCUAAAUACCAGUUGCAAGCUCUCACCUCUUGCCUGUGGGCUUCUCAGAGGCAUCUUGUGGGCCACUGUGUGAAGCAGUUGCUUUGGGCCUCAUCCAGCAGGGCUGUUCAUAUGUUCUGUAUGAUUGUGCCAAAUCUUCAUGGCACCUCUCAGCCCCUCCACAACCGAACUUGCUACUGCUCUUUUAAUUAUUAAUCUGAUUUUGUACACACUCCCAUUUGCUAUCUACUUGUUUCAAUAAGACUAUUUAUAUACAUAAAAAAAAACCAAAACAGCUUGUCAGUGUGCAUGACCUGGCUGUUUCACCAACAGGUUGCCCCCAACAACGUUCUGAUGCGUUGCAGAGCUUUGUCUGUAUGUAUGAUUGACUCUUCAACCGUGAGAGGUAAUUAACAUGUGCUUGUUCUAAGAGCAUAUGGAUUGCAAAUUUUUAAACAGCCUGAAGUUAGGCAGUGCUUUGAUCUUCAGGGUGCAUACCUUUUGUGCACAGAUGUAUUGCCCAAAUUCCAUUAAAUGUAAAAAUUGCAGCA